This is a messenger RNA of Puntigrus tetrazona (Sumatra barb), 4022 nucleotides long. It is a transcript of the gene tcerg1a, whose product is annotated as transcription elongation regulator 1a (CA150). The transcript is spliced from 20 exons. Gene Ontology annotation, molecular function: transcription coregulator activity; RNA polymerase binding. The coding region runs from base 34 to 3159 and encodes 1041 amino acids. Gene Ontology annotation, cellular component: nucleus. The record is from RefSeq and is a predicted model, not a curated record. Lineage: Eukaryota; Metazoa; Chordata; Actinopteri; Cypriniformes; Cyprinidae.
UCGAGGGGACUUUUGUUGUAUCUUAUUCCCGUUAUGGCGGAGCACACAGAGGCAGAAGGCAUUGGCCUGGCCGCUAACAGCAUGGCUCAGCAGCCAGCCCUCCGUUUUCCUGCCGCUGCCCCUCCACCCGCCAACCCCUCCACCCGCAGGCAGCCUUUACUGAGCACCCCCGUGCCUCCCUUUCCUAUGAUGAGGGGACCUCCACCUCCUGCCCGGCCGCCCUUCGGACGCAUUCCCUUUGACCCCAGUGUGCCCCCUCCCAUGGGUGCCCCACCUUUACAGAGACCCCCGUUUAUGCCUCCUCCCGGAGGAUCCAUGCCGCCUCCACCUGGCAUGAUUUUCCCUCCAGGAAUACCACCUACAGCCUCCCCUUCACCAGCCCCCCCUCCUCCUUCCCUGCCCUCUGCAGAAGAGAUCUGGGUGGAGAACAAGAGUCCUGAGGGAAAGGUGUAUUAUUACAACGCACGUACAAGGGAGUCAUCCUGGACGAAGCCUGAAGGAGUGAAGGUGAUCCAGCAGGCUGAUCUGGGUCCAAUGAUGCUGAGCCAGGCGGUGGCAGCGGUCAGCGGUCCUGGUCCUGGUCCAUCUGUCAGCAUCCCAGCUGCGGUCAACAGCACUACAACCACACACACCUCCCAGAGCCCCUCCACGGGCAUGAGCUCCACAUCUUCUCCCAGCAUCACCGCAGCCUCACCUCUCCUCCCAACACCUGUGUCAGCCCAUGAUGUCGUGGAGAUGCCAUCAGUUGUAACCACAUCCCCAACCCCCAGUGCAAUGGCAACCCCAAUAGCAGCUGUCAAUCCUCCAACGGUUACAGUGGCCAUGACUACAGGACCGCCACCUCUCUCGGUGGCAUUGCCCCAUACUGUGCCACAGCCCGCUGCUCCAAUGCCAGGCUUCCCUCCUGUUAUGGUGCCACCCUUCAGAGUGCCCCUGCCUGGCAUGCCCAUUCCACUGCCCGGUGUAGCAAUGAUGCAGAUAGUCAGCUGUCCCUAUGUAAAGACUAUCUCUCCUACCAAAAACGGUAUGCUCCCUGGCAUGGCACCACCUUUGGUACCCAUGAUGCCUCCUCAAAUGGCAAUGGCUGGGCCCUCAGGACUUCCUGGAGCUAUGGGUACAUCUGAAUGGACUGAGUUUAAAACCCCAGAAGGAAAGUCCUACUACUACAAUAAACACACACAGGAGACCACUUGGGACAAACCAGAAGAACUCAAAGAGACAGAAAAAGAGAGCGAGAGGAUCAAGGAUGCAGCCCUUGACAUGAUUGAUGCUGAAAUCAUGGACAUGGAAGAUGGAAGCCCAAAAAUUGAUCCACCAAAAGAGAAGAGAGAGGAGCUAAAGGAGGAAGAGAUGACCGAGGAGCAGAAGGCAGCGAAAAAGGCAAAGCCGGUUGCAACCACACCUAUCCCUGGCACACCAUGGUGUGUGGUGUGGACUGGUGAUGAGCGAGUGUUCUUUUAUAACCCAACCACUCGCCUGUCCAUGUGGGAGCGGCCGGAGGAGCUGGUGGGACGGGUUGAUGUUGAUAAAGCCAUUCAGGAACCUCCCCACAAAAGAGGCCAUGACAACAGCAACAAAUUGGUGCUAGCUAAAGAGGAGCAGGAGUUUGCUGUAGCAGAAGACACACCUGAUGAUGAACCCAGCAAGGCAAAGAGACGAAAGAUAGAGGAGAAGAAGGAGGCCGAUACAGAAAAGGAGGCAGCUAUGGAGGCAGAGCUGAAGGCAGCACGCGAGAGAGCCGUGGUACCUCAGGAAGCUCGGAUGAGUCAGUUUAAAGACAUGCUGCUUGAGCGAGGGGUUUCUGCAUUCUCUACAUGGGAGAAGGAGCUUCAUAAGAUUGUAUUUGAUCCACGUUAUCUGCUGCUUAAUCCCAAAGAGAGAAAACAGGUGUUUGAUCAGUAUGUGAAGACACGUGCUGAGGAGGAGAGGAAAGAGAAGAAGAAUAAAAUCAUGCAGGUCAAAGAUGACUUCAGGAAAAUGAUGGAGGAAGCUAAACUGGGUGUCAGAACAACAUUCAGUGAGUUUGCUGCCAAACACGCCAAGGAUUCACGCUUUAAGGCUGUUGAAAAGAUGAAAGACAGAGAAGCCAUUUUUAAUGAAUACAUGACAGCCUUCAGAAAGAAGGAGAAAGAGAACUCAAAGAAUCGCGGAGAAAAGGUCAAACAAGACUUUUUUGAGCUCCUGUCAGAUUAUCAUGUUGAUGGUCAGCAGCGAUGGAGCAAAGUGAAGGAAAAGAUGGAGACUGACCCUCGCUACAAGGCUGUGGAAACCUCUGCAGCUCGUGAAGAACUGUUUAAGAACUAUGUGGAGCGUCUUGCCAAGAAUCCAAAUUCUGAGAAGGAGAAGGAGCUAGAGAAACAGGCCCGCAUAGAGGCCAGUCUAAGGGAAAGAGAGCGCAUGGUGCAGAGAUUCCGUUCAGAGCAGACCAAAGAAAUUGACCGUGAGAGAGAACAGCACAAGAGGGAGGAAGCCGUCCAGAACUUUAAAGCGCUCAUGUCUGAUAUGGUAAAGUCAUCUGAUGCCAACUGGUCAGAAACACGUCGGACCCUGAGGAAGGAUCACCGCUGGGAGUCAUCCUCACUGCUGGAGAGGGAUGAGAAAGAGAGGCUCUUUAAUGAGCACAUUGAGGCUCUCGCAAAGAAGAAAAAGGAACAGUUUCGCCAACUUCUGGACGAGACAACUUCUGUGCGUAGGGCCCUGACACCAUUACUAGGGUCAUAUGUGUUACUCUGUUGGUUGUCAAUUAAUCUCAAAUUCCUUCCUCUCCAUCAGAUCAAUUUGAUGACAUCUUGGAAGGAAGUGAAGAAACUUAUUAAAGAAGAUCCAAGAUGCAUCAAGUUUUCCAGCAGUGACAGAAAAAGGCAGAGGGAGUUUGGGGAUUACAUCAAAGACAAGUACAUCACAGCCAAAGCAGAUUUCCGAACUCUACUGAAAGAGACCAAGUUUAUCACCUACAAAUCACGCAAGUUGAUGCAGGAGUCAGAACAGCACUUGUCGGACAUAGAGAAGAUCUUGCAAAAGGAUAAAAGGUACCUGGUUCUGGACUGUAUGUCAGAAGAGAGACACAAACUCCUCAUGGCAUAUGUGGAGGAGCUGGACCGCAGAGGACCACCUCCGCCUCCCACUGCCUUUGAACCUGCUCGACGCUCCACUAAAUGAUAACCCACACCUCCAAGAUAUUUUUUCCACUCCUUGAGCCUACACUACCACCUUUCACAUAAUAGACUCGCAGAAAUUGUAAAUCACUCCAGCUCAAAGGUUUUUUGACAAACCUUUCAAAGACAAUGGUACAUACCCACUUGCCCACCACGCUCAUGUGACUGAGAACAUCAUGGGUUAAUGACCAAUCAGUUUAGCUGAGCAUAAGACACGGAAUAAGUAUUUGGACCAACUGGAAGGUUUUUGUUUUUUUUGAUACGUUUUUAGGUCAUCUCUGUAAGGAGCCAGGUUUUUCAUGUUCUUGCACAAACUCUUUAUCCGUCCAUUCAAGGGUUAAAGCCACAUUAGAUGCUCAUUGGUGAUUGUAGAGAGUCUGUCAUGUGUUUGGGUAAUUGUCCUGAACAUCAUCUGGAGGUAUGACCACCUGGUGCCUGCCGUCCUUUUUUUCCGCUCUAGCCUCUGCAAUCUCAAAUUGCGAACAUAAAUUCCGUUUCAUGUAUCCCAUCUUUUUCUCCAAACUGUGAUUUUGCUGAAAUUGGGAGAACCUCCCAGUUUUGUGAACAUUUUUGGUGACUUUCGUCACCCACAGGGAUAUUCAAGAAAGCCUCUCUGUGUAUAUGUACUUUUAACCGACUGUUGGGUUAACAUGUAAGAUGUUUCUAGAUGAUGAAUAUAUAUAUGGAUAAUAUGUAUUCAUUAGUUUGUUUACAAUGUGUUAAGACUGACCGUAUGAACACUGGCAGUUGGCCAUGUCAACUGGUCUUACGGUUUAAUUUAAUUGUCCAGAUGUUUCUUAAAAAAAAGAUCUUGUUUCUUGCUUUAUGUACAGUUGAAGUUGAAUAAAAACAACUUUUUUUUUUUUA